GAACGGGGUAGAUGAAAGUACGUUGAUGGAAAACUUUUUGUGUCUUCCACAUUAGAGAAGUUUUAUCCCAAAGUGAGGAAAAGUAGACAGGGAGGAGUCUGAUAUUCUAGUGGGGACUUGGACAUGGAAUUUUCUACUUUUACACUUUUUUUGUGUUGGAAAAUAGUGAGCAAUGGGACAAUCAGCACAAGGCAUGGGAACCAGCAGAGAGUUAAAGUACUUUAGGGAUGGAGCGACACUGGUGAUUUCACUGGAUGGUUUGAACUGGCUUUUUAAAAGGAGAUGCAGGGACAAAGGAAUCAAGAAAAGGAACGAAGAGCUCCAGCUGUUGAUGUCCUCCAGUCAGAUGAUCCAGGCUGAUGUAGAGCUGCAGGCCAUCACCUGCAUCCUCGAUCAAGGAGGAACUGCAGCCCCUCAGUUAUGGAGGAACAGUGACUGCAGAUCAGGCUUGGUAACGCGCCCAGCACCACCACCAUCAGCACCCUUCUCCACCUCCCCUCGACAACGUUGUCUCCUGGAGGAGCCCACACAUCAUCCAACACUCAUUUCUUUAGGUUCCUUUGGCUCAGAGCACCCAAAGGAGGCUCUAUGGACAAGACUUAUUUUAAACAUGCAGGACAUUUUUAGUUUGUUGAAAAAGAAUUUAAACAUUGUGACCCAGCAGGACACUGUCACAAUGCAUCAGCAUAAUAACUUUAUCAUUUUCUGUGAUGAGGACAUACCACUGCAACGUUUUGGUGACGCUUGCUGCUCGGAGGAUUAUAGGACGUCUAUAGUGGAUACUGGUGAUAACAGCAUGUUAAGUAAUUUGAAAAACGCCACUGCUCAUGAUCCCAAUAUCAACAACUCUAAUAGGAAUGAACAGGAAGUGGUUAUCAGAGACAAUUGUAACAACAUUAAGAGUCUUCGGAAAUCCUGUCAAAUCUAUGACGCUCCAGGAGUUACAUCUGGGAGGGAGAAGAAGAGGAAGAGUGUGUCCUUUGAUGAUGAUGUCAUGGUCUACCUGUUUGAUCAGGAGAGUCCCACCAUGGAGCUGCACUCUGAGGCCUGCACACCUCUGCCAGAUGUCACAUUAGAAGACAGUGGCUUGGAGUGGGACGACGACUUCUCAGCUCUGGAGAAGAACUGCCAUUUUCAGCAAUACACCCUUUCCCUGCCGACACAGAGCAGCACUGCUCUGUCCCGGCGUUCAUUUCUCCCCCAAACCUGCCUGUUCCUCACCCAUGUCACCGAGGCAGACCUUGGGCCGUGAGAUAAAGGCUUAUUUACACACAUACGUACGCACAGAGGGAGUCCUAGGUGCUGGUUUUUAUGACACAGUGGUGGCAGCGUUUCUAUCUGCCGUCAGCCAAAGGCCACCUCGCUGUCACCAUGGCCUAAUGUGACAUCCACACUUGUUUUUCUUUCAGACAGCCAGCCAGCCUUGGCCUAAUGGAAAAACUGACUAAUCGUCCAGAUCUCAUCCUCCUCACCUCUAACUCAUCUCCCC
Centropristis striata (black sea bass) is the source of this 1489-nucleotide messenger RNA. RefSeq lists its product as uncharacterized. Bases 173 to 1252 code for a protein of 359 amino acids. The record is from RefSeq and is a predicted model, not a curated record. The transcript has 5 exons. NCBI's taxonomy places the organism in Eukaryota, Metazoa, Chordata, Actinopteri, Perciformes, Serranidae.